AUCGACGAAAUGCUUUGAUUUGAAAGACGCCAUUUCUGAUGUUUUGAUAAGUUGAUGGCAAAUUAAAUCGACGCUCGGCCAUUCAACUCUUUAUUGAAUGUUUUAUUGAUUGUUCGGUUUGCAAGACGUCUUAUUAUAAAGAAGUUAUAAAAAUAUUUCACUUGUUAACAUGAAGUGGUGUGUAUUUAUGGCAGGGUUUUUUCUCUGUCUUCAUUCAUUUCGUGAAACCACUGCAAUCAGCCCUAUACGUAGAAACGUAAGGAAGCGCCUACGCAAACAACAUGGCAAUAGUUUUUCCCUUAACAUGACAAAGCUAAAGAAUAUUGUGUUGAAACUUAAUUAUGAUCACAAGAGAAUGUUGUUUAAUGCCUUAAUGAAUAAUUCAAAAUGGCAAAAAUUCCUAAAACCAACAGCAAAGACUCCAACACGUCAUACAACUUUUAUUACUGUAGAACAAAAUCCGCAGGUUUCAGAAGUUAGCAUAGCUCCUGAUAGCAAUGGGAAGAACGCUGAAACAGCUAAAGGAGAUGUAAAACACAGCACUGAACAAACUGAAGCUGCCAAAAAAAACAACCCACCAACAAGUGAUGAUGGUGAAAAGAGCAAAUCAUCAACAAGUGAUGAUGGUGAAAAGAUCAAAUCAUCAACAAGUGAUGAUGGUGAAAAGAUCAAAUCAUCAACAAGUGAUGAUGGUGAAAAGGUCAAAUCAUCAACAAGUGAUGAUGGUGAAAAGAUCAAAUCACCAACAAGUGAUGAUGGUGAAAAGAUGAAAUCACCAAUAAGUGAUGAUGGUGAAAAGAUGAAAUCAUCAACAAGUGAUGAUGGUGAAAAGAUCAAAUCACCAACAAGUGAUGAUGGUGAAAAGAUCAAAUCAUCAAAAAGUGAUGAUGGUGAAAAGAUGAAAUCAUCAAAAAGUGAUGAUGGUGAAAAGAUCAAAUCAUCAACAAGUGAUGAUGGUGAAAAGAUCAAAUCACCAACAAGUGAUGAUGGUGAAAAGAUCAAAUCAUCAACAAGUGAUGAUGGUGAAAGAUCAAAUCAUCAACAAGUGAUGAUGGUGAAAAGAUCAAAUCAUCAACAAGUGAUGAUGGUGAAAAGAUCAAAUCAUCAACAAGUGAUGAUGGUGAAAAGAUCAAAUCAUCAACAAGUGAUGAUGGUGAAAAGAUCAAAUCAUCAACAAGUGAUGAUGGUGAAAAGAUCAAAUCAUCAACAAGUGAUGAUGGUGAAAAGAUCAAAUCAUCAACAAGUGAUGAUGGUGAAAAGAUCAAAUCAUCAACAAGUGAUGAUGGUGAAAAGAUCAAAUCAUCAACAAGUGAUGAUGGCGAAGAGAGCAAAUCAUCAACAAGUGAUGAUGACAUCGUAAACAACCACAAUCCACCUGAAGAUGAGUUAAAACAUCGAGUACCUUUAAGACAAACUCCUGAGUCUGGACAUUUUGCUUUUGUAUUUCUUGUAAUGAUUGCAUUAUUGUUUGGUCUAUAUGCAUUGUAUCAUAACAGACAAAGGAUUAUCGCAGUUGUUGUCGAAGGUCGAUCCGCAAGUGGUCGUUCUGCUCAACGUGAUCGUUACAGUAAACUGGAAACUAAUGUUGAUGUACAAGAAGCAAGAUUAAAGAAUAGUAAUGAAGUUUAUGUUUACUAAUUUAGCUUUCUUGCACGUAUUUAUACAGACAUUUUGAUUCAUUUCAAUCUUUACGUUAGCCAUUAGGAAUAGUUAUCGUAGUUUAUCGUUGAUUGUUGUGUAAAGACGGUAGGAAGCUUCAGAAAGGGGAAAGCUGAGAUCUCUUCCAUUUCUAUGAUAUUUUUAUCGAAGAAGAGAUAGAAAUUUUCGUAACUUAACUCGCUUCUUUACCACACAGUCAUCAGUGAUAUGUAUGGAAUCAUCUUAAGAAAUGAAACGAUGACCGUCCUGUUUUUGUUCUAUUGAACUUAGUUUGUUUUUGUAUUAUAGCUGAAGUAUAUCACAGCCAAGGAGCAUAUUUUUGUUAAAGUUGUCAACUAGCAGUAAAGAUUUUUUCCAAUUUAUUUAAUGUUUCAUUGAGUUAA
Xenia sp. Carnegie-2017 is the source of this 2042-nucleotide messenger RNA. RefSeq names its product general transcription factor IIF subunit 1-like. The transcript has 7 exons. The coding region runs from base 170 to 1360 and encodes 396 amino acids. The record is from RefSeq and is a predicted model, not a curated record. NCBI's taxonomy places the organism in Eukaryota, Metazoa, Cnidaria, Anthozoa, Malacalcyonacea, Xeniidae.